Molecule: messenger RNA, 1549 nt
Organism: Nymphaea colorata (pocket water lily)
Lineage: Eukaryota; Viridiplantae; Streptophyta; Magnoliopsida; Nymphaeales; Nymphaeaceae
Product: probable UDP-arabinopyranose mutase 2
Exons: 4
Coding region: 254-1336 (360 amino acids)
Biological process (GO): UDP-L-arabinose metabolic process; plant-type cell wall biogenesis
Cellular component (GO): Golgi apparatus; cytosol
Molecular function (GO): UDP-arabinopyranose mutase activity
Source: RefSeq, a predicted model, not a curated record
CUUGCAAUCGAUCUUAUGCAUGCCAAAGAUGAACGCGAGAGAAUGUGUGGAAGCAGAUCACUGCCUCCCCUUGUUUGAAAUCUCUUUCUCUCUCCCUCCGGAGCCACUCACAGACCGGAUCUGGCGCGCCUUCCAAUUUUAAUGUGGGAGCAAGUAUAUAUAUAUAGGAAACCCCUCCUGCUUCGCCUUCUACCUUUGUUGAGUUUCCUUCUACUUCGUCGAUCGAGAGAUUGAGAGUGCGCGAGAGAGAGAGAUGUCGACGGGAGGAGAUGCAUUGCUGAAGGAGGAGUUGGACAUCGUGAUACCAACGAUCAGGAACCUUGAUUUCCUGGAGAUGUGGAGACCAUUCCUGCAGCCAUACCACCUCAUCAUCGUCCAGGACGGUGACCCGUCGAAGGUGAUCAAAGUCCCCGACGGCUUCGAUUACGAGCUCUACAACCGCAACGACAUCAACCGGCUCCUGGGCCCCCGUGCCUCCUGCAUCUCCUUCAAGGACUCCGCCUGCCGCUGCUUCGGCUACAUGGUCUCCAAGAAGAAGUACAUUUUCACCAUCGACGACGACUGCUUCGUUGCUAAAGAUCCCUCUGGUGAAAAGAUCAAUGCUUUGGCGCAGCACAUAAAGAAUCUUCUCAGCCCAUCCACUCCCUUUUUCUUCAACACCCUGUAUGACCCAUACCGUGAAGGUGCUGAUUUUGUUCGUGGCUACCCCUUCAGUCUUCGUGAAGGAGUGGCUACGGCAGUCUCCCAUGGCCUCUGGCUCAACAUUCCAGACUAUGAUGCACCUACCCAACUUGUCAAGCCACUUGAAAGAAAUACCAGAUUUGUAGAUGCUGUAUUGACAAUCCCAAAGGGCACAUUGUUCCCAAUGUGCGGAAUGAAUCUGGCUUUCAACCGGGAGUUGAUUGGUCCAGCCAUGUACUUCGGCUUAAUGGGUGAUGGCCAACCAAUUGGCCGUUACGAUGAUAUGUGGGCAGGCUGGUGUGUGAAGGUUAUUUGUGACCAUCUGGGGCUUGGAGUGAAGACUGGAUUGCCCUACAUCUGGCAUAGCAAAGCCAGCAACCCUUUUGUCAACUUGAAGAAAGAAUACAAGGGCAUCUUCUGGCAGGAAGAAAUCAUCCCCUUUUUCCAAUCUGCCACCCUUCCAAAGGAUUGCACCACUGUCCAGAAAUGUUACAUGGAACUCUCCAAGCAGGUGAAGGAUAAGCUUGGGAAAGUAGAUCCCUACUUCUCGAAGCUUGCAGAGGCCAUGGUUACCUGGAUUGAAGCUUGGGAUGAGCUCAACCCAUCAGCGCAGGCUGGGGUUGCUGCUGCCAAUGGACCAGUUAAAGGAAAGUAAAAUGACGUUGCACGUCUUAGUGAACUUCUUUAAUUCAAGCUGUGUCUGGCUCCUAUUUUGUCUAGAUCUGUUGCUUACAGGCUCUGAUUUUUUUCUUCCAAGGCUUUUAUUUAAGCUUGGAUUUACUUUUUGCAGAUGAAUUUAUGAAUGUAGUUAUAUUUUGUUAUUCUCAAUGGUAUAAUAAAUAUAUGGUUUUGUUUUAAGAAUACUUCA